AUGGCGGAUUCACGAUAUGCUUGGAACAUGGCGUCGGCUGACAGCACUGAUACUGCCGGUUUGGUGAGUGCCGAUGCUGUCUCCGGUCCGUCUGAUUCCGCUGCGGUUGCUUCUACCAGAGGCAAUCUCAGUUUUGACCAGUCUGGUGCUGCCGUGCUGCUCGAUCCCGGUGUCCAUCUUGGCCAUUACGGUGGCGACACUCGGUUCGCUACUGGUACUAUCCUCGGCCAGCACGGUGGUGGCCUUCCAUUCGCUACUGGCACUGUCCCUGGUCAGCAUGGUGGUGGCCUUCCGUUCGCUUAUGGUACUGGUCCCGGCCAGGCCAUUGUCUAUCCCGAUGGCCAGCUCAGCACUGGUACUGCUACCGCCUCGUUCGCUGCGGGCAUCCAUCACAACCAGAACAUUACCCUCGCUCCGUUCAAGGCCGGUUUCUAUCAUGGCCAGCAUGGUACUAUCCCUGGGGAGUUGAACGGUGGCAUUGUCCCUGAUCCCUUCGGCACUGGUGCCUAUCUCGGUUCGUUCAACGCUGCCACUACCGGCCCGUAUACUGGUCAGAUCGAUCCCACUGCGUUUUCUGCUCCGUUCGGUGCUGCUGAUGCCCAUUUCGAUCCGUUAGACGUUGCCACUGCCGGCCCCUAUACCGGUGAGCUUGGUGCUACCAAUACCGGCUUCUAUCCCGGUCAGCUCGAUGCCACCACGUCUUCUAUUCCGUUCGGUGCUGCUAAUGCCCAUUUCGGUCCGUUCGACGUUGCCACUGCCGGCCCCUAUACCGGUCAGUUCAGCGCUACCGCUACCGGCUUCUAUCCCGAGCCGUUCGAUGCCGCCGCUGCUUCUGUUCCGUUCGGUGCCGGUCGUCCCAACAAUCCCUGUCCGACCCCUCCCAAGCGAGCCAAGAAACGCAGAUGUCAGAAUCCUCGCGCACCUGGUCUGGUUUCAACCCCGAACGAUCGUCAUGCGGCCUUGAUGGAUGCUACCUUCCAUCCUUACCACGACGGCUUGAAGACUGCUAUUAGCGACAAAGGUGCGUACGGCAAAAUUGUGACCGUCGGCGACCAGGAACGCUUCAUUUGUCACCGCGCCAGCGAGAAGGAUCCGAACAAACUCUGUGGCGCGAACAUCAAGCCCGAGGGCAAGAACCUCUGGAACCACGAUCACAAGAUACACGUGAAGACGUCGGCGUAUGCGAGGAACGCAGCCGUCCGGGACACAGGCUUGCUUGUGUGUCCCCAAUGCUCCGAACAGUUGGACAAUGACCACAACUACGUGGCCCACAUGCGCAGGGUGCAUGACCUGAGAAACAAGCGCGGCCAGCCCAAGAAGUACUAG
Messenger RNA from Neoarthrinium moseri, 1326 nucleotides. RefSeq lists its product as uncharacterized. The coding region runs from base 1 to 1326 and encodes 441 amino acids. The record is from RefSeq and is a predicted model, not a curated record. The transcript has 3 exons. Lineage: Eukaryota; Fungi; Ascomycota; Sordariomycetes; Amphisphaeriales; Apiosporaceae.